GAUCGGGCAUGAAUGUAAAUAAUGUGAUUUUCCAGACGCAACGACUGCGUCUUUCGGCGGAAUUCUUUCCGUUCUCGAAUAGUUUUACGAAUAAUUUUGUUGAGAUAUUAGGACAUUUCAUUACAGUACACUUAAGUUCACAAUAUCCCGUCCGAAUAAUAUUUUUCAGUGCGUUUCGAAGUGUCAUUGCUUAAAAAUCAAGUAGAAGAAGUUUCAAGUACUUCAAUAUCAACAAAAAUCGCAUACCUGCAUUCACGUAUUCUGCUAGUCAGCGACUGAAUUAUAGCAGCUCGUCGCAUGAGCUUCUGCUUAACUAAUGGUCUGAAAUUUUCUGCAAACUUCCAUCACAGAGGUUUGUCUCCUCAAUCAUCUAGCAGUUGGUGAUUUUAGAAUAUGACGGCAAAAAUGAAACACAAGUAAUCUAGUUCAUCAAUCCUUCACUCGGAGAAUUUCUACAUGCUCGAUACAAAAAUGGGUGAGGAGCCACCAUCAAAAAUGGGUGAAGAACUUCACAUCCAUGACCUACCCACCGAAAUAUUACAGUAUAUUUUUACUCUCCUCCCAGCUCAAGAUUUAUAUUCUUCCGUCGUUGUAGUUUGUGAGAGGUGGAAUUGUAUCAUCAAUUCAAAUUUUCUUCGCCUCAAAAAACUUCAUCUACAGUUUCAUGAAAGAGGUAUCUUCGGAUCCUUCCCAAAUGAAAAACUGGAUUACAACGAAAUCAACAUUAAAACCGUUAGGUACCUCCCAUAUCUUGAAAGUGCUGAAAUUUAUUGUAAUGAUGAAUAUCAUCCUCCAUUUGUCUGCCGAUUGAAUGAUAUGUUUCAGUAUCUUAGUAAGUUUAGGUUUACUUUGAAGCGCUUGGUUUUAAAUAACUUUAAACGCAUGCCAAGAACUAAUAUUGGUCUUAUAGAUAAGUAUUUUGAAAGUUUAGAACAACUGAGACUUGUCAAUUGUUCAACUUUACGAUCAGUUAAUUAUAAUGAUAUUAGUUUACUUCAAAAUCUGACAACUCUAUACCUAGAGAAUUGUUUUGACUUGACUAACAGUUUUCUAGGACAUAUAGGCAUGGAAUGUAAAAAAUUAGCUGUUCUAGUCAUAUCUGGAGUUAGAGGCAUAACAAAUGCAGGAUUGUUAAAAUUCAUUGAGCAUAAAAAGACGAGUAUUCAAAAGCUUGGUCUCUGUUGCUAUGGCAUCAGCGAUGAAGGAUUCCGAAGAUUAAGCGAGUGCAGCCAAUUGUCUGUUUUAUACCUCGAAGAAUGUCGGAAACUAACCUGGAGAGGCUUGGAUGCCCUUAAUAACUCUAAGUCUAUUGAACUCAUCGUAAUCAAUAGGAAUGGGUCUGCAACGAACGAAAUUUCUUAUUGGUUAGAAAUGUGUAGAAAAUGGAGGAAGAAAAAAAACUUUGAGCUCAUUGAAGAAGAUGACCAAAGAAUUCCGUACAUAAUUUUUGAUUAAAAUUUGUAGCAAAUGACAUUAGCAACCUGUCCAAUUUUAUCAACGAUACUUUCCUUUUUAUUCCAAAUGGUGCUAGCAAGAGGUGUAACUUUUAUUGUUUUAAUUUUAGUAACAAAAAUUUUGGUGUGAUGAAAUUUUGAUCAGUUGUUUGAGUAUUGUUUAAGUUUAUUGGCACCAAUUGAUUUUUAAGGGUUAACCUUUUUCUCAACCGAUUUUAUUGUAGACUUUUCUUUCCUCCUUGAUACUACAGCUGUCUGAAAUGUACAGUGAAAUCAGUAUAAAGGAAAGUUUAUCCCUUAAGAAAUUUUGAUCAAUGUUCAGAUUCUCAUUAAUUUUCAUCUUUAGAAAUCUUGUGAUUCUAUCUAGAAAAUGAAGAAGUAUUUUGACGUGGAACUUAAAGAACUCAUCACACUGUGUCAGGAAAUGGAAAUCUGUGGUAAUUUUUUCUGUUGACCCCUGUAGAUACUUCUUCAACUCCUAGUUGAGUACUUGAUUAAGUUGUUUAGUCAUUUUUCUUAAAAAAUAUUUUUCAAGAAAUGGAAAGGAAGUGUUCAACUAGUCACUGAUUUGUGGUCGAGUUUCUGUUUUUGUUUAAUAUUUUUAUCUAGUUGUUUUCGUGUAUCCAAAUGGUGGUCGAUUAAUUACCUGGACUGAGUUUUAAAGAAACGCAUCAAACUGCAUCAAGCUUGAACCCAGAAAAAGAGGUGUGAAGUUUUAUCCCUUUAUCAGACCCCAUGUUAAGGACAAUGUUUAAUGUUUAUUUCCACGUUUUAUAUAUUUUUUCGACCUUGAGUUUUUGACAGGAGAAAUUUUACGACUGUUAGAAAUCAAAAUUACUCUCAUCUCAAAUUUUUCCAAAACACGACAUUGAUGCAAUUCUAUUAAAGUCAAGCCAACCCUUACUCAAUCAGUUAUAUUUUUUGUGACGAUUCUGAUUCAGCAAAAAUACUUUAAAUCCAUGCUGUACAGUAAAGCAAUGGAUAAGGGUUUUUUAUGAAGGUUAUUGAAAAGACCAUGCUCGCUUCAGCGGAGUACUAACAUAUUAUGAAUCUGGUUUAAGGUGAUGCUGCUUCAAUACAGCUCUGUAAGGUAAUGCGGAGACCAAAGCUGUGUGGAGUUUAAUGUCUCUGGUUCUCCUUAUUACCUUAUUUAGAAGACACCCGGAGAUAUUACAUUUAAGCCUUUUUAUUGUUUACCACUCAAGCACAAAAGCAUGCAAUCUUUUUAUUUUUUUAUGAGUUCAUAUCCAAGAUUGGGUGGAAAAUUUUUAGAUCAAGCUGUUGUGCAGUGUAGCUACUACUCUUAUUUUUAAAAUAUGAGAAAAUUUACUUAAGAGUUUGUAAGAAAAUUCAUUUCUAUCAUAAGAGGUCUCCCAAGUAGAGGUUUUAUCCUCACAUUCAUAUUUUGGCAGUUAAAAUGUAUACUCGUGUGUAGCCAGACGGUCAUAUUCCUUUCAUUGUUCAAAUCUAUUUUUUCCUUUCAGUUUCUGGCUGUGCCUUUUAUUUCAUUUGUUAAGUGUAUUAAUUGUUAUGUAGUUUUUAAUUGGUUGUAUCAUACAAUAUUAUGAAUGUUUUUAUCCUUAGGUACAUUCUUUCUCACUACCGUUGUAAAAAUAAGUGGUCUCAAUAAAGUGCAAACCUUAUAUAUUGGAACAAUGUA
Molecule: messenger RNA, 3114 nt
Organism: Bemisia tabaci
Lineage: Eukaryota; Metazoa; Arthropoda; Insecta; Hemiptera; Aleyrodidae
Biological process (GO): SCF-dependent proteasomal ubiquitin-dependent protein catabolic process
Cellular component (GO): SCF ubiquitin ligase complex
Molecular function (GO): protein binding
Source: RefSeq, a predicted model, not a curated record